AGCUUCAAUUCUCUCAUCCCCAUCAUCAGGAUCACAUAGGAACAAUGAAGCCUCCCAGAGGAAAGUUUCCUAUCACCAAAAUUUGUGUCCUUCUAUUCAUAGCCAUCUUCUAUGCAGAGAGAUUCUCUUUCUUUUCUUCCUCUUCCAUUUUCAAUUUCAAACCUCCUAAUAAAAGCAUUAUCAAGGCUAAGUCCAAUGAUGUAAAGACACAAGAGGAGAUUAUAAAUGGUUCAUGGUUUGAUGGUGGAUUCGAUUUUGACCCAGAAGAGUGUGAUGUUACAAAUGGAAAAUGGGUGUUUAACAGUUCAAUAAAGUCUUUGUACUCAGACACAAGCUGUCCAUACAUAAGUAGACCAUAUUCUUGUGUCAAGAAUGGGAGGAUAGAUUCUUACUACCUUCAUUGGGAAUGGCACCCAGAAGAUUGCACCUUGCCCCGAUUUAAUCCAGAACUAGCUCUCAAAAAGCUUAAAGGAAAGAGGUUGUUGUUUGUGGGGGAUUCACUGCAAAAAAGCCAAUGGGAAUCCUUUGUCUGUAUGGUUGAAUGGAUCAUACCUCAAAAGCAAAAGUCUAUGACACGAGGAAUUCAUUCAGUCUUCAAAGCCAAGGAAUAUAAUGCUACCAUAGAAUUUUAUUGGGCCCCAAUGCUUGUGGAGUCCAAUACUGAGUUCUUUACCAUAAGGGAUCCCAAGAAGCAGAUAGUAAAAGUUGAUUCGAUCAUGGAUCGUGCCAAAAACUGGAUGGGAGUGGAUAUCCUUAUUUUCAAUACCUAUGUCUGGUGGAUGAGUGAUAUUAAGAUUAAAGCACUAUGGGGUUCAUUUGGCAAUGGAGAAGAAGGUUACGAAGAAUUGGAUGCACAAGUUGCUUACAACUUGGCUUUGAGGACAUGGGCCAACUGGGUUGACUCAAAUAUCAAUCCAAACAAAACACGGGUCUUCUUCACAACUAUGUCCCCAACACACACAAGAAGCGCGGAUUGGGGCAACAAAGAUGGAGUGAAAUGUUUCAAUGAGACAAAGCCAAUAAUGAAAAAGAAUCAUUGGGGAAGUGGUUCUAAUAAGGGUAUGAUGAGUGUGGUGGAAAAUGUAGUGAAGAAAAUGAAGGUUCGAGUGAGUUUUAUCAACAUUACACAAAUCUCAGAGUACAGGAUUGAUGCUCAUUCCUCUGUUUACACUGAAUCUGAGGGAAAGUUGUUAACCCAAGAGGAAAAGGCUAACCCACGAAAUGCAGAUUGCAUACAUUGGUGUUUGCCUGGAAUUCCAGAUACUUGGAAUCAAAUAUUUUUGGCAAAGCUAUAA
This is a messenger RNA of Abrus precatorius (Indian licorice), 1295 nucleotides long. Its product is annotated as protein trichome birefringence-like 3. Gene Ontology annotation, cellular component: Golgi apparatus. The record is from RefSeq and is a predicted model, not a curated record. The transcript has 6 exons. Bases 45 to 1295 code for a protein of 416 amino acids. Lineage: Eukaryota; Viridiplantae; Streptophyta; Magnoliopsida; Fabales; Fabaceae. Gene Ontology annotation, molecular function: O-acetyltransferase activity.